Alternaria atra is the source of this 501-nucleotide messenger RNA. RefSeq lists its product as uncharacterized. The coding region runs from base 1 to 501 and encodes 166 amino acids. The transcript has 4 exons. The record is from RefSeq and is a predicted model, not a curated record. Lineage: Eukaryota; Fungi; Ascomycota; Dothideomycetes; Pleosporales; Pleosporaceae.
AUGGAUACAGGUCCGGCUUUCAAGUCAGAGCCGUCCCUCACUCAGGAUGCUCAGGCCGUGCGGCCGCCGAUGAGACGUGUGAGCUCAGAUGAGACAGAGCGCCCACCUUCAGCUCAGCGCACGCAAGAUGAGGUCGACGACCAGACUGAUGCAGCCACUGGAGAGCAACCGGAAUAUGACGAUACUGAUCCAGCAGACAGAGUUAAGGACUUUGACUGGGAGGAUCUGGAACUACGGUACCAUCAGGCCAUGGAGGGUUGCCACAACGAAGAAUCAGAACUGAUGCAGGAAUGGGAGAGUCUUAUGGCUUACUUCCGUAUCUGGGCAAAUUCAGGAAAUGAGCAUGAGACGGGUCGGACCUACUCAAGGCUUCGUACACGCAUGACGUAUGUCCAGAAUUCUGAAGAGGAACUAGAGCAAAAGCGAAAUCACUAUGUCAGCGUGGUCAAGGCCUUCGAAAGUGCGCUCAACCUCCUCAAAGCCAACGGUAUUGGUCGUUGA